GCAAAGGUUGAAUUGUUCUUCUGUGCUAAGCCGAGGAGCGCAGACAGCGGUAAGUCUUGAGUUCGACUCCUAUACUUGAGCCAGCCAGAACCUCAUUCUUGAAGUAUCACUUUUGAGUUUAGAUGAGACUUCAGGUUUAGUUUUGCUCUUUUAUCAUGGCGUCUCUCUCAAUCCACACAGCCGGAAACUCCCUCAAACUCAUCCUACCGUCCUCACUCCAUUCCCACUGCCCCUCUCAACUUUCUUUCAAGUCCCUUUGCUCUUCUGCUCCCCGCUACCGCACCAAAACCAACAGAGCCGCUCACUCGCGGCGGAGCACUACCCGUCACCCUCCGCCAUCCAGACCUCCCAGAACCCGCAGAGACAACUACCAAAAACACCCCAUUACCGUUGAACGGGAUAGCGGUCCAUUGCCUCCAGACGCCAAUAGUCCGCAGGAACUCAAAAUCGACUUGAUUGGUUUAUGCAAUGAAGGAAAGAUUGAAGAAGCGAUUGGAUACAUUUCACGAGGCUCCAGUCCCAGUUUUGGUGUUUUCGAGUUGAUUUUGGAUUUCUGCAUCAAUUCGGGUUUCUUUGAGCUGGGAAAAAGGGUUCAUGAGCUUCUGGAGCAGUCUGGUUACAGUAGCAAUCUCGAAUUGAGUGGGAAACUGGUUGAGAUGAACCUGAAGAGCGGGGACAUGGUGAAUGCGCGAAAGGUGUUUGAUAGAAUGACCCAUCGGAGGUUGGAGCUUUGGAAUCUUAUGAUAACUGGGUAUGCAGAUAACGGUGAAGGGGAAAGCGGUCUGCUUCUUUUCGGGCAAAUGAGGAAACUUGAGCCCAACAAACCCACUGAAGAGACAUUCGUAGCAGUAUUUUCUGCUUGUGCUAGUGCGGGAGCUGUACAGGAAGGUUUGUUUUACUUCGAGUUGAUGAAGAAGGGGUUUGGCAUUGUCCCAGGAAUUGAGCAUUAUUUAGGCGUUCUUGAUAUUUUGGGGAAAGCCGGCCAUUUGCCCGAAGCUGUGGACUUUGUAGAGAACAUUCCCAUAAACCCUACAAUUGAAGUGUGGGAGGCCAUUCUGAAUUUCGCUCGAAUACACGGAGAUAUGGAGCUUGAAGAUCGAGCUGAGGAGAUACUAAUUGGAUUUGAUCCCUCAAGGACUAUAAUAGAUAAGGUUCCUGUUCCAUUGCAAAAGAGGCACUCCGAGCUCAACAUGCUUGAGGACAAUAGACGAAUUUUUGCUUUCAAGAAUCCAAGUGCAUACAAGGAAGCGUCAUAUAAUAAGAGUGGGCAACAUAGUGAUUCAGUGUAUGUACCAGACACAAGUUAUGUGCUGCAUGACAUUGAUGAGGAGGCCAAGGAGAAGGCUUUGAUGUAUCACAGUGAGCGUUUGGCAAUUGCAUAUGGUCUCAUUAAAACUCCUGCAAGGACAACUCUUAGAAUCAUGAAGAACCUUAGGAUAUGUGGUGACUGCCACAACGCGAUAAAGGUCAUGUCUAAGGUUGUGGGCAGAGAGCUGAUAGUCAGGGACACCAAGCGCUUUCAUCAUUUCAGAGAUGGUAAAUGCUCUUGUAAUGACUUCUGGUGAAAAAAAUGGCAUCUGGAGAUUUUGCCCGAGAGUGAUCUAAAACCAAAAUGUAUAGUGUGAACCCAUUGCUGUUGUCUGUUGAUAUUUGUGUUCUUCUGGAGAUGACUAACAUAUUAAAUUGGGUUUCUAGAAAGGUAGAUUCUACGGUAACCAUAAGGUACCGUACCUUUGUCCACAUGGACCAAUCAGAAUCAUGCAGUUGAAUUAUUUAAAUCUAAACUAAAAUGGAUUUAAUGAUUUGGACCAAUCAAAUGCAAGGUAGGUACGGUACCCCAUUUUUUAAAUGAGUACCGGAGUUGUCACCUUCUAGAAAUUUGUUUAUACUGAAAUACAUGUUUU
Molecule: messenger RNA, 1904 nt
Organism: Cuscuta epithymum
Lineage: Eukaryota; Viridiplantae; Streptophyta; Magnoliopsida; Solanales; Convolvulaceae
Source: the annotation of a GenBank genome assembly